Messenger RNA from Chelonoidis abingdonii (Abingdon island giant tortoise), 1615 nucleotides. RefSeq names its product protein disulfide isomerase family A member 3 (gene PDIA3). NCBI's taxonomy places the organism in Eukaryota, Metazoa, Chordata, Testudines, Testudinidae. Gene Ontology annotation, molecular function: protein disulfide isomerase activity. Gene Ontology annotation, cellular component: endoplasmic reticulum; cell surface. The record is from RefSeq and is a predicted model, not a curated record. Gene Ontology annotation, biological process: protein folding; response to endoplasmic reticulum stress.
GAGGGAACGAAGCAGGAGCCGCCUGGACCGAGUCGCCGCUGCCCGCCAUGGCUCUGCCCCGGUCACUGCUGCUGCUGCUGCUGGUCCUCGGCCCCUGGCCGGGCCGCGCCUCCGACGUGCUGGAGCUCGGGGACUCGGACUUCGAGAGCGGCCUGGCCGAGCGCCCGGGGCUGGUGCUGGUGGAGUUCUACGCGCCCUGGUGUGGGCACUGCAAACGACUAGCCCCGGAGUACGAGGCUGCUGCUACCAGACUGAAAGGAAUUGUCCCUCUAGUAAAGGUUGACUGUACAGCAAACUCAAACACCUGUAACAAAUACGGAGUCAGUGGCUAUCCCACCCUAAAAGUUUUCAGGGAUGGUGAAGAGGCAGGUGCCUAUGAUGGGCCCAGGACAGCAGAUGGGAUUGUCAGUCACCUCAAGAAACAGGCAGGGCCUGCCUCAGUGGCUCUCCACUCUGUGGCAGAUUUUGAAAAAUUCAUCAGUGACAAAGAUGCUUCUGUGGUGGGCUUCUUCAAAGAUGCAUUUGGUGAUGCUUAUUCAGAGUUCAUGAAAGCAGCCAGCAACCUAAGAGAGAGCUACCGCUUUGCACACACCAGCGAGGAGGAGCUGAUACAGAAGUAUGAGGCAGACGGAGAGGGUGUUGUCUUAUUCCGUCCUCAACGUCUGGCAAACAAAUUUGAAGACAGCACUUUGAGGUACACAGAGGACAAAAUCACCAGUGGCAAGAUCAAGAAGUUUCUCCAGGAGAACAUUUUUGGCAUCUGUCCACAUAUGACAGAAGAUAACAAAGACUUGAUACAAGGGAAGGACUUGCUGGUGGCUUAUUAUGAUGUGGACUAUGAGAAGAAUGCCAAGGGCUCCAACUACUGGCGCAACAGAGUGAUGAUGGUGGCACAGAAGUUCCUGGAUGCUGGACACAAGCUCUACUUUGCUGUUGCUAGUAGAAAAACCUUUGGCCAUGAGCUUUCAGAGUUUGGCCUGGACAGCAGCACAGGGGAGGUUCCUGUCGUUGCCAUCAGAACCGCCAAGGGGGAGAAAUAUGUUAUGCAAGAGGAAUUCUCCCGUGAUGGGAAAGCUCUGGAGAGAUUCUUGCGGGAUUACUUUGAUGGUAACCUGAAAAAAUACCUGAAAUCAGAGCCCAUUCCAGAGAACAAUGAUGGUCCUGUGAAGGUGGUGGUUGCUGAAAACUUUGAUGACCUUGUUAAUGCGGAGGACAAAGACGUUCUGAUUGAGUUCUAUGCCCCAUGGUGUGGCCACUGCAAGAACCUGGAGCCCAAGUACAAGGAACUAGGAGAAAAGCUCAGCAAAGACCCCAACAUUGUCAUAGCCAAGAUGGAUGCUACAGCCAAUGAUGUGCCUUCUCCAUAUGAAGUCCGAGGCUUCCCCACUAUCUAUUUUGCUGCAGCUGGUAACAAGCAGAAUCCAAAGAAAUAUGAGGGAGGCCGGGAGGUGAGCGACUUCAUUAGCUACUUGAAGCAGGAGGCGACCAGCCCCCCUGUGCUGCAGGAGGAGGAAAAGCCCAAGAAAAGGAAGAAGGCCCAGGAGGAUCUGUAAAGCACCUAAUCACCCAGCUCACCAGUGUGUCAGGAGGAAUUGUGUGGGCAUUGGGGAAGCCC